GUGGCUUGAAAUGGAAGGAAACGGAUAGGAGGGGAAAUGACAAAAUUAAGUGAAACCAGUUACAGCCUCUCACUACUCAUUUCAAAGCAGAAACAGAGAAAUUGCAAUGGAGAGCGCUCUUCUUUCUGCUUCCCGCUUCACUACUACUCUACACACAGAGAGAGAAGUAGUAGGUGGGCCAGUGGCUGUGAGGAAAUUACAGAGCUCAUUCUAUGGAAAAGAGAUUAAUAAUAGUCAUGCUCUUUUCACCAGAAACUUCAAAAGAAUUCAUCUCACUGUCACCUCAGUGAUGCGGAGGAAACUAACUAAGAAGGAGACUGUUGUUCCUGACCCUGAUUACCGAAUUCCAAUUGUCCUUCUAGGGUUAUCCGGUGGUUUAUUUUAUGCGGAAAAUCUACCAGCAGCGGUUCCUAUUGGUCUUCUUGGGUUACUCCUGUUAUUCCAGACAACAAGAGUGAGAUUUGUCUUUGAUGAUGAAGCUCUGGAGGUGAAAGUUGGGGAGCAACUCGAGGAGUCAGGUGAAAAUGUUUUUGUGGGUGGAAAGAACCGCUGGAAAUAUUCGACAUUUGUGAACUGGGAGCUAUGGUGGCCAAAUUUUCCGAUUUUGGUUUAUUUUAAAGAGAAACAGACAAAACCAGAGGGACAAAUCCACUUUUUUCCAGUAAUUUUUAAUGGGAAGCAACUGUACGAUGCUAUGGUGGAGAGAUGUGGUCCUUCAAAAACGAGCGGACCAAAGUAGUGCAGCAUGAGCUCCAGGCCGAAGGCAAAGAU
Molecule: messenger RNA, 771 nt
Organism: Lycium ferocissimum
Lineage: Eukaryota; Viridiplantae; Streptophyta; Magnoliopsida; Solanales; Solanaceae
Exons: 8
Coding region: 107-739 (210 amino acids)
Source: RefSeq, a predicted model, not a curated record